CGUCAACAUUCCAUAAAAAGACCCACACAGUGUUUUUCCCUGAGAAGCAGACGGACACGUCGCUGCUGCUGUUGUUGUUGCAGGCGGUCAUCAUGAGUCACGUAGACGUGAAGAACUUGAAGCCAAGUAGCUUUGAGGAUGAAUACUACGACGAGUACGACUACUACAGCCUCAGCGACAAGUACACAGAGGGGUCGGCACGCAAAGGUCGCACCAAGAAGGAGGCGAGCGAGCACACCAACAGGCCCAACCCCGCCGGACACGAGCGUAAGAUUGCUGAGAAACUGCAGAACAGCGAGAAGAAAGCCAAGGAGUGAACGGCCAGGACCGCUCUGACGGCUAAACAGGAAACGACCACGGCCUCUAUAUGGCGACCCGCCCUCAUGUGCUGCCUCGCCACGGCAGGAAGACGCCACGUGUGCCAACAUCUGAUGUCGGUGGUGUGCGUGCACGCGCACGGCCCUCCCAACUCCCUCCCCCACCUGCGGCGGUGGCGUGCACGUGAUCACGCCACGCACGUGCACCUUUGAUUGACGUGCUGGCAGCUUGUGAUUUGUGUGUUGACGCUCAAAUAAAGUUUUCAUUCAAA
Messenger RNA from Dunckerocampus dactyliophorus (ringed pipefish), 589 nucleotides. It is a transcript of the gene nupr1b, whose product is annotated as nuclear protein 1b. Lineage: Eukaryota; Metazoa; Chordata; Actinopteri; Syngnathiformes; Syngnathidae. The record is from RefSeq and is a predicted model, not a curated record. Gene Ontology annotation, biological process: negative regulation of cell cycle; negative regulation of cell population proliferation; regulation of transcription by RNA polymerase II. The coding region runs from base 93 to 317 and encodes 74 amino acids. Gene Ontology annotation, cellular component: nucleus. The transcript has 3 exons.